AUGGCUUCCUUACUUAAUAAGCUUCGUAGAAGACGUUCUCAUGAAUAUGCCCCUUACCAACACUUGGAGCGACAUUUUGAAUCGGCCGAGAUCGUCAGAGACACUAUCAUUGGACUAUCAGACGGAUUGACAGUUCCAUUUGCUUUGGCUGCCGGUCUUUCUUCGCUUGGCAGUUCGAAAAUUGUUAUCUAUGGUGGUGCAGCAGAACUCGUCAGUGGAGCUAUUUCAAUGGGUUUAGGUGGAUACUUGGCUGCCCGAUCAGAAAUAGACCACUACAAAACAGAGCGCCACAGAGAAGAAAGAGAAGUAAUAGAGUGCCCAGAAGAUGAAGAAGAAGAGAUUGUUGAGAUUUUGGAACCUUAUGGACUCGACAGGGAGACGAUUCAACCACUUAUUGAAAAGCUUAAACGUGAUCCGGAAAAAUGGGUAGAUUUUAUGAUGAAAUUUGAGUUGAAUUUAGAAAUGCCAGAUCCUCGUAGAAGCUGGAUUUCUGCUUUAACUAUCGGCUCAUCUUAUUUUCUCGGUGGUCUGAUUCCUUUGCUUCCUUAUUGUUUCAUUGAUGAUGCGACAUUCGCACUUUACAUAUCCGUGGCUAUCACAUCUUUGACUUUGCUCGUUUUUGGUUUUAUUAAGAGUAGACUGGUCAACCCUAAUAGUGCGGUGAGUGGUGCCAUUCAAACCCUACUGAUAGGUGCUAUUGCCGCAGGUGCCAGUUAUGGCAUUGUUUAUCUUUUACCACAGGAACCACAGAUGGUUUAA
Mycotypha africana is the source of this 759-nucleotide messenger RNA. RefSeq names its product Ccc1 family. Gene Ontology annotation, molecular function: manganese ion transmembrane transporter activity; iron ion transmembrane transporter activity. The record is from RefSeq and is a predicted model, not a curated record. The coding region runs from base 1 to 759 and encodes 252 amino acids. Gene Ontology annotation, cellular component: fungal-type vacuole membrane. Gene Ontology annotation, biological process: intracellular manganese ion homeostasis. The transcript has 5 exons. NCBI's taxonomy places the organism in Eukaryota, Fungi, Mucoromycota, Mucoromycetes, Mucorales, Mycotyphaceae.